Molecule: messenger RNA, 1380 nt
Organism: Dioszegia hungarica
Lineage: Eukaryota; Fungi; Basidiomycota; Tremellomycetes; Tremellales; Bulleribasidiaceae
Exons: 6
Coding region: 1-1380 (459 amino acids)
Source: RefSeq, a predicted model, not a curated record
AUGCCAAAGCGCAAGUCGAUCUCGCCGCCUCUGCCGCUGCCGCUUCGUUUCACACUCCUCCCCUCUCUUCUGCCCAACAAGGCACUGGUUCCGCUAUUAUAUUCGGAGGUAAACGGACUACCUGUAUACCUCACCCUCUCACCUUCUCAUGAAACCCAUAUAAGCCUUCUUACGCUUCUCCUCGCCCUCUUCCCUGCUCCGCCGCUCCACUUCAUCAAGCUCUUCCCGCUCGGCAGCGUCUCACUCGAUCUUGGCGGCAAUGCGCCCUUUGCCGACAUCUGGGUGCCUUUGCGCCUUGCCCGAGAGCGACUGGAAGAGCUAGGCGUCAUGCAUCUCUUUCGGAAGGAGGGAGUUGUCGGCGCGGGACUGCUCGGAGAUGGGAUCGAAAAUAUGAUCAGCUGGGAAGAGGAUGGAUGUGUAUGUCAUAACUGGAUCCCUUCGACCGCAACAAUACCCGCCUCGACGUACUCUCUCGAUACCCUUCUUGAAGUGCCAUUCGGUCAGGUCGACCUUAUACCUGGGGAACGAUGUAUCACGACCUCGAUGGACAGAGAUCGCAGGGCGAAGCUGGCAGUAAUAGGGGAGUUUGAUGAUCCGUCUGGGAUACGAAAGGGGGACUGGAGUUCGGCGUGGGAUGAGUGCUUGACGUGGACCAUGAAGGCAUGGGAGGAAUAUUUGGCGUAUCCAUCUCAACCUCCUCCGCCUCCGCCCCGUCCAGGGAAUGCUCAGUCCAUAGCAGGAGUCGUCCAUCGGCUCCUCCCACGCCUGAACGAGCUAUCCGGCAGCUCCGCUCGUCUCGCACAUCCCCUCGCACUCGCCGACAUCUCACAUAUGCUCCACACCUCACACGAGAGAGACGCGACCAUAACCGCACUUCUUCAACAAGCUCUUGAAUGCCUCCUCCCACACUUACCGUUCGUCAAGGGCCGGCCUCGAGGUCCACAUGCCGGACGCAAGGCGCUUGAGCGGAACGCCAGAAUACAGCUCGGUAUGGUCGAGCUUGUCGGUCAGCAGCUCGUCGACACCUUCAUCCGGAGGGGCUCUGGCGCACUCAACGGCGAGUACGAUGCUCAUCGCGAUCACCUCGAGGUCAUGAUUGAUAAAUCUACCACAUCGGGCCUUCGGAAUCGCGCUGAGCUGCUGUCCAGGCCCGAGCCAAGGGAUGCGUCACGACGUACGCCAACAUUCCAUGCCUCAGUCGGCACUGAGCAGCACGACCCUCCUCUCUCGGCGACAAUGCCAAAGGCGGAUAUCGUCGCGUCCUCCAUCUCUACCAGAUCAGGUUCGAGAGAUGCUAUCGAUGGACGCGCAUCACGAUCACCGAGAGUAUACGAGGAUAGGUUGAAGCAUCAGUGGGACUCGCGCGAUACAGCUCUGUAA